CCGAUCAAGUUUAUCCGAUCUCGAGGUUCCCGCGACGACUCCAUUCUGAGCUUCGGUAUCGUGGAAUCGGUCUUGCCCCCAGCUAAGCUGUCGCAACAAUCACCCGACGACACCCGACACGGUCAAUUGACACCUCAAAAUGUCCUCCGCCGCGACUCCCCGAUUCUGGGCCGGGCCCCUUCGAUACUGCCGCUGGGCCUCCCGCGAGAAGCCCGCCUACUUCUGGUCCGUCGUCAUUGGCGCCCUUGGCCCCAUUCAGCUUGUCAUUGUCCCUCCCGUCAGGAACUUCCUCGGCGACUACAACGCACCGCCAAUCCCCGUGACGUACCCUGUCCCUACCGGGCCCAGGAAGCAGCUGUCAGGCUACGAUGACGAAUGACCACAGCCGAAUCAUCAAACAUGGAAGUGGACAAAAAUUAAAGCAACGGUGCUUUGUAAAUACGAUGGCGUUUGAGCUUCAGACGGCAAGCAUGGGAGAACUGGGGCUCUGGGUGAGCUACCGAAUCGGAACUGUAGCUCACGGGGUUGUUCCCCAGGAAGGACCGAGAACAAGGGUUACGCUGUACACUAACUCUCAUGCCAAGCCCCGUCAAUUCACUUAGAGUACGCGCAA
Molecule: messenger RNA, 613 nt
Organism: Colletotrichum navitas
Lineage: Eukaryota; Fungi; Ascomycota; Sordariomycetes; Glomerellales; Glomerellaceae
Product: NADH-ubiquinone oxidoreductase 9.5 kDa subunit
Exons: 3
Coding region: 140-379 (79 amino acids)
Source: RefSeq, a predicted model, not a curated record